Ornithorhynchus anatinus (platypus) is the source of this 1678-nucleotide messenger RNA. RefSeq names its product CaM kinase like vesicle associated (gene CAMKV). Lineage: Eukaryota; Metazoa; Chordata; Mammalia; Monotremata; Ornithorhynchidae. The transcript is spliced from 11 exons. Gene Ontology annotation, cellular component: intracellular anatomical structure. Gene Ontology annotation, molecular function: calmodulin binding; calcium/calmodulin-dependent protein kinase activity; ATP binding. The record is from RefSeq and is a predicted model, not a curated record. Gene Ontology annotation, biological process: peptidyl-serine phosphorylation. Bases 211 to 1599 code for a protein of 462 amino acids.
CCCGGUGCGAAUUCGGCGCUGGGAGCGGCGGGCGAUGCUGGACGUGCGCGAAAGUGGGGAGCGGCAAGAGGUCGGUGGCGCGUCUCCCCGUCUCGGAGCCCGCCCGUCGCCGCCGGGGCCGUCCGCGCCUCGGACCUCCUCCGCCCCCCCCCGGGACCGCGGCUUCUUCCAGGUGACGGGGCGGCCGCCGCUGCAGCCUGGGGUCCGGCAAUGCCGUUUGGCUGUGUGACACUGGGAGACAAGAAGGACUAUAACCAGCCCUCUGAGGUGACCGACAGAUAUGACUUGGGGCAGGUCAUCAAAACGGAGGAAUUCUGUGAGAUUUUCCGGGCCAAGGAGAAGGCGACAGGGAAGCUGCACACCUGCAAGAAAUUCCUGAAGCGUGAUGGGCGCAAAGUGCGCAAGGCGGCCAAGAACGAGAUCAUCAUUCUCAAAAUGGUCAAGCACCCCAACAUCCUGCAGCUGGUGGACGUUUUUGUGACUCGCAAAGAGUAUUUCAUCUUUCUGGAGCUGGCCACAGGCCGGGAGGUGUUUGACUGGAUCCUGGACCAGGGCUAUUACUCGGAGCGCGAUACCAGCAAUGUUGUGCGCCAGGUUCUAGAGGCCGUGGCCUACCUGCACUCCCUGAAGAUAGUGCACCGCAACCUCAAGCUGGAGAAUCUGGUAUACUACAACCGGCUGAAGAAUUCCAAGAUUGUCAUCAGUGAUUUUCACCUGGCCAAGCUGGAGAAUGGGCUCAUCAAGGAGCCCUGCGGGACCCCGGAGUACCUGGCUCCGGAGGUGGUAGGCCGGCAGCGGUACGGACGGCCUGUGGACUGCUGGGCUAUCGGCGUCAUUAUGUAUAUCCUGUUGUCAGGGAACCCACCUUUCUACGAAGAGGUGGAGGAGGACGACUACGAGAACCACGACAAGAACCUUUUCCGCAAGAUCCUGGCUGGGGACUACGAGUUUGACUCUCCAUACUGGGAUGACAUCUCACAGGCGGCCAAAGAACUGGUGACCCGCCUGAUGGAGGUGGAGCAGGAUCAGAGGAUCACGGCUGAGGAGGCCAUCUCCCACGAGUGGAUUUCGGGCAAUGCUGCUUCAGACAAAAACAUCAAGGACGGGGUCUGCGCCCAGAUUGAAAAGAACUUUGCCAGGGCCAAGUGGAAGAAAGCCGUGCGAGUGACCACGCUAAUGAAGCGUCUGCGGGCCCCAGAGCAAGCCGUCCCAGCCACGGACACUGCCACGUCGGCUGCCGCGAGUGGCUCCGCCUCGGCCCCCGAGGGCGGCGCCGCUCCAGCCCCCGAGGGCGGCGCCACGCCGGCCACCGACGGCAGCGCCACGCCGGCCACCGACGGCAGCGCCACGCCGGCCACCGACGGCAGCGCCACGCCGGCCACCGAAGGGAGCGUCACCCCGGUCCCGGAGGGGAGCGCCACGCCGCCCACCGACAACAGCACCACGUCCACUGUCAAGGCAGCCCCGGCCCCUGUGCCCGCCCCGGCCGAGCUGGACAGCACAGGCACGGUUGGCGUGAUGGCCCAGGCCACUCCCACGUGUAAUGGAGACGAGGUCGCCAGCCCCGCCCCGGAGGCUCGGAGCGAGGAGACUGGCUGAGCCGGUGGGGAGAGAGAGAGAGAGAGAGGGAGAGAGAAGGAGAGAGAGAGAGAGAGAGCGAGAAGGAGAGAGGGAGGGA